Messenger RNA from Malaclemys terrapin pileata, 3925 nucleotides. RefSeq names its product nuclear export mediator factor (gene NEMF). Gene Ontology annotation, cellular component: RQC complex. NCBI's taxonomy places the organism in Eukaryota, Metazoa, Chordata, Testudines, Emydidae. The record is from RefSeq and is a predicted model, not a curated record. The coding region runs from base 73 to 3318 and encodes 1081 amino acids. Gene Ontology annotation, molecular function: ribosomal large subunit binding; tRNA binding. Gene Ontology annotation, biological process: ribosome-associated ubiquitin-dependent protein catabolic process; rescue of stalled cytosolic ribosome. The transcript is spliced from 33 exons.
UGUCGGCGAGUGUGAGGAGUUAGCGAGUGGGGGUCGCUGUGUGAGGGGCGCCCCGCCCCGCCCCGCCCCGCCAUGAAGUCCCGCUUCAACACCAUCGACAUCCGGGCCGUGCUGGCCGAGCUCAGGGACAGCUUAUUGGGAAUGAGAGUAAACAAUGUCUAUGAUGUGGAUAAUAAGACAUAUCUUAUUCGCCUUCAAAAGCCAGACUGUAAAGCUACACUUCUCAUUGAAUCUGGUAUACGGAUUCACACAACAGAGUUUGAGUGGCCAAAGAAUAUGAUGCCAUCUGGGUUUGCAAUGAAGUGUCGUAAGCAUUUAAGGAGUAGAAGACUUGUCAGUGUAAAACAGCUGGGGAUAGACAGAAUUGUAGACUUUCAAUUUGGAAGCGAUGAAGCAGCCUAUCAUCUCAUUGUUGAGCUUUACGACAGAGGAAACAUUGUUCUGACAGACUAUGAAUACUUAAUUUUAAACAUCCUGAGGUUUCGCACAGAUGAGGCAGAUGAUGUCAAAUUUGCAGUUCGGGAACGGUACCCAGUUGAUAACGCUAAAGCACCUGCACCAUUACCUACCUUGGAAAGGUUGACUGAAACAAUAUCAAAUGCACCUAACGGGGAACUGCUAAAGAGGGUCCUUAACCCACAUCUUCCUUAUGGAGCCACGCUUAUUGAGCACUGCCUUAUAGAAGCUGGAUUGUCUGGUAAUGCCAAAGUAGAUCAACAGAUGGGAAGCAAAGAAAAUAUUGAAAGGGUACUUGCUGCUUUACACAAGGCAGAAGAAUAUAUGAAGAUAACUAACAACUUUAGUGGGAAGGGUUAUAUCAUCCAGAAACGUGAGAAAAAGCCAAGCCUGGAGCCAGAUAAACCCGCAGAAGAAAUCCUCACAUAUGAGGAAUUUCAUCCUUUCUUGUUUUCUCAACAUUUAAAGUGUCCGUACAUGGAAUUCGAAUCAUUUGAUAAGGCAGUGGAUGAAUUUUACUCCAAGCUAGAAGGUCAGAAGAUUGAUUUGAAAGCUUUGCAACAGGAAAAACAAGCACUGAAGAAGCUGGAAAACGUUCGUAAAGAUCAUGAGCAUAGACUAGAAUCUCUUCAUCAAGCUCAGGAAAUUGAUAAGGUCAAAGGAGAACUCGUAGAAAUGAACCUGGACAUAGUUGAGCGAGCUAUCCAGGUGGUUCGCAGUGCGUUAGCCAACCAGAUAGACUGGACUGAAAUUGGAGCAAUUGUAAAAGAAGCUCAGGUUCAAGGAGACCCUGUUGCGAGUGCAAUCAAAGAAUUAAAGCUUCAGACAAAUCAUAUCACAAUGCUACUAACAAACCCGUAUGUAUUAUCGGAGGAGGAGGAGGAGGAAGGUGACGAAGCUGAUCAUUGGAAAGAAAUUGAAGAACCAAAGGGGAAGAAGAAAAAGCAUAAGAAUAAACAGCUGAAGAAACCUCAGAAAAACAAGCCAUUGUUGGUUGAUGUUGAUCUCAGUUUGUCUGCAUAUGCCAAUGCUAAAAAAUAUUAUGAUCAUAAGAGACAUGCUGCCAAAAAAACACAGAAGACAGUAGAAGCUGCAGAGAAGGCAUUCAAAUCAGCAGAAAAGAAGACAAAGCAAACAUUGAAAGAAGUUCAAACAGUUACCACCAUUCAGAAAGCAAGAAAAGUUUAUUGGUUUGAGAAGUUCCUGUGGUUUAUUAGCUCUGAAAAUUACCUCAUUAUAGCUGGAAGAGAUCAACAGCAGAACGAAAUGAUUGUGAAGCGAUAUUUGAAAUCAGGAGAUAUAUAUGUGCACGCUGACCUACAUGGUGCAACUAGCUGUGUAAUCAAGAAUCCUACAGGUGAGCCGAUCCCUCCCCGUACCCUGACUGAGGCAGGCACCAUGGCAUUAUGUUACAGCGCUGCCUGGGAUGCUCGUAUCAUCACUAGUGCUUGGUGGGUCUAUCAUCACCAGGUGUCUAAAACAGCACCAACUGGAGAAUAUCUAACUACAGGAAGCUUCAUGAUAAGAGGGAAAAAAAACUUUCUUCCACCUUCAUAUCUUAUGAUGGGGUUUAGCUUCUUAUUUAAGGUGGAAGAAUCUUGUGUUUGGAGACACAGAGACGAACGAAAGGUCAAAAUGCAGGAUGAGGAUAUGGAGUCUGUGACCAGUAGUACCAAUGAACUGGUGUCAGAAGAAGUGGAGCUACUAGAAGAAGCACCAGAAGGAGAUGAUAGCAGCACUGAUGAUGAGAAGGCACUGCCUCAAGAAAUGCCUGAUGGUAUUGAAGUCAGGGCUGACAGUAACCUCGAGGAGGAUGUUGCUCACGAAGACAAGGAUGGAAUAAACAAGCCACCAGCACAAGAGGAAACCUCUGAAGAUGAUGAUAUAGAAUCUGAAGAAGAGGCUGAAGGUCAGGAGCUGAUGAGUGAAGUGAAGGAGGAGGAGAUAAAUUAUCCAGAUACUGCAAUCGACCUGUCACAUCUUCAGCCACAAAGUCUUCACAGAUCCCACCAGAAAAUGCUUACAAAAGAGGAAGCAUCUAACCUGAGUGACAGUAAGUCACAUGGGCGAAGACACUUGUCAGCCAAGGAGAGAAGGGAAAUGAAGAAAAAGAAGCAGCAACAUGAUAUAGAGGAUUUAGAACCACCUGAAGGAAAGGAAAGAGAGACCAGCACGCAGCCCCCAUCUUCUCCUGGUUCAAGCAAGAGCAUGUCAGCCCCUCAGCCCAUGAAACGAGGACAGAAGAGUAAAAUGAAAAAAAUGAAAGAGAAGUACAAGGACCAGGAUGAAGAAGAUCGAGAGCUCAUAAUGAAGCUAUUGGGUUCUGCAGGGUCAAGCAAAGAAGAAAAAGUGAAGAAAGGUAAAAAAGGAAAAAUAAAAGAAGACUCAGUAAAGAAACAAGCCCAGAAACCAAAGAGUGGCCAUCGGGUUGAUGCAGGUCGUAAAGAAGAAACCUCCUCGGUAGAAGUAUUAACACAUGAGUUCCAGGACACGGCUCUGGAAGAUCAGCAGGAGGAGAAGGAGGAACAGGAUCAAGAUCAACAGGAAAAUGAGGAAGGAGAGAGACUGCUAAAUUCUUUGACAGGCCAGCCUCACUUGGAGGAUAUCCUCCUCUUUGCUAUACCAAUCUGUGCACCGUACACUACCAUGACAAACUAUAAAUAUAAAGUGAAGCUCACUCCAGGCACCCAGAAGAAAGGAAAAGCUGCCAAGACUGCUUUGCAUAAUUUCAUGCAUUACAAAGAAGCUACAGCAAGAGAAAAAGAUUUAUUUCGCAGUGUGAAGGAUACUGAUUUAUCAAGAAAUAUUCCUGGUAAAGUGAAAGUGUCUGCACCUAAGCUCCUGAACAUGAAAAAGAAGUGAGCGUUGGUCAUAAAUCAUGGACAUGUGUUUGAACUGCCACUACUACUUCAGAAGAGGACAGUGACAAACCUGCCACCUGGACCUCUUCAAAUUUUGCUAAUAAAGUAAAAUAGCUCUAAUCAGUUGGACUAAAUUUUUAAGAGGCAGAGAUGAACUGUUUCCUGCAUCUGACCCUGGCCUAGAUCUAUUUGUAUGGACUUUAAAUUACAUGUAGCAUGUGACUCCUCUAAAGUGCACAAGUAAAGUACUACUGGCCUUAGUUGUCAAAGGCGAGACUGAUUUUGGACUGAUCCUCUUGCUAAUGCUGGGAGGACUGGCACAGACCCAGUCCGUCCUCUCAUUACUUCCUGCUCUAGCUUAUGCUGUAGCAAAGUCCUGCUGCUUGUUCGUUCCAGCUCUCCUUUGGCAAAGGCUGGGCUUUAAACAUACGACCCUGUUUGGAGCCCUCUUUCUAGUCAGGACAUUGACUGUAUUAAUCUGCUCCCACUUAACAGUGUCAUGUUUGGGAGUGAAGAUAAUUUGACUGUACAGGCUUUUGAUAAACAUUAUCUAUCUGUCAUUGCUAAGAAAAGUCCUGCAAGGACAUAAAUCCAAGUCUUGCUUCUGA